Microdochium trichocladiopsis is the source of this 1166-nucleotide messenger RNA. Its product is annotated as HAD-like domain-containing protein. NCBI's taxonomy places the organism in Eukaryota, Fungi, Ascomycota, Sordariomycetes, Xylariales, Microdochiaceae. Bases 224 to 994 code for a protein of 256 amino acids. The record is from RefSeq and is a predicted model, not a curated record. Gene Ontology annotation, molecular function: phosphatase activity. The transcript has 3 exons.
UCGAUUUGGCAUCCAUAUUUGAUUUGACCAACAGCUCGUCUCAUUUUUUCCGCGAUUUUCAGGGUCCUGUCCACCACAAUAGAAUAGAUCUCACGAUUGGGCAGUUGCUUCCUCCACAAGGCCACACCACACACGAUCCGGUUUCUCCUGUCGUCCCACCCUGAUAACAACGACCACCACCACCACGAAAACAACCGCCUCGUCCACCAAGUACUUAGUCAAGAUGGGCUCGCAACAACAGCCCGGCCCGUUGCCGGCCCUGCGCACGCAGCCAAAGGCAAUCUUCUUCACCGACUUUGACGGCACCAUCACGCUGCAGGACAGCAACGACUUCCUGACGGACAACCUGGGCUUCGGCCGGGAGAAGCGCAUCCAGGGCAACAAGGACACGCUCAGCGGCGCGCGCACCUUCCGCGACACCUUCCAGGAGAUGAUGGACAGCGUCAACCUCCCCUUUGACCAGUGCAUCAAGCUCCUCCUCGAGAACGUCCAGCUCGACCCCAAGUUUAAAGAGUUUUACACGUGGUGCCGCGCCAACAACGUCCCCGUCGUCGUGCUCUCGGGCGGCAUGCAGCCCGUCAUCAAGGCCCUCCUCGCUCACCUCGUCGGCGAGAAGGAGGUGCUCGAGAUGCAGAUUGUCAGCAACGACGUCCAGCCCAAGGGCGGCAAGGGCAUCAAUGAGGAGGGUGGCUGGGAUAUCAAGUACCACGACGACAGUGUGUUUGGCCACGACAAGUCCCUCGAGAUCCGGCCCUAUGCGGCCCUCGCGGACAGGCCCAUCAUGUUCUACGCCGGCGACGGCGUGUCGGACCUCUCCGCGGCCAAGGAGACGGAUCUCUUGUUCGCCAAGGCCGGAAGAGACCUCGUCGACUACUGCGAAAAGGAAAACGUCCCAUUCACCGUGUUCCACGACUUUGGCGACAUUCACAAGGUCGUGGCGGAGGUGGUCGAUGGCAAGAUCUCGGUCCAGGAGGCCGCCAAGGGUCGCAAUUGAAAAAGCGAUCCCAUAUCGUUCCAGUUACGAGGCUUGGUCAAACACAGAGGAUGUGGUAUAGACAUGGGUUUUGGAGACUUGGCUGCGGCCAGUCGUGCGUGCUUGGCACCAAUGGAUAAACUCGGAUAACGUAAUCCACAAGUGGGUGAAUCACACAAGUGGAUGAAUCAGU